Molecule: messenger RNA, 211 nt
Organism: Dentiscutata erythropus
Lineage: Eukaryota; Fungi; Glomeromycota; Glomeromycetes; Diversisporales; Gigasporaceae
Source: the annotation of a GenBank genome assembly
UUCAUUUUUCAAUGUCAACAUUCGUAUAACAUUGCUGAAAGCCUUAUUUGAUGUAUCUAAGGACAUUGAAACACGCUCGGUCGCUACAAAGGCAGCUCAAUUAGAAUCAACACAAUUACCAGAGAACGAAGAUAAUGAUCAACUUGAAACCAUUGUUCAAUGGGACGCAUCUAAUCAUCUCUUGGUAUUCUUUUAUCACAAACUCCCGUGA